Penicillium manginii is the source of this 1395-nucleotide messenger RNA. RefSeq lists its product as uncharacterized. Lineage: Eukaryota; Fungi; Ascomycota; Eurotiomycetes; Eurotiales; Aspergillaceae. Gene Ontology annotation, cellular component: nucleus. Gene Ontology annotation, molecular function: DNA-binding transcription factor activity, RNA polymerase II-specific; zinc ion binding; transcription cis-regulatory region binding. The transcript has a single exon. The record is from RefSeq and is a predicted model, not a curated record. Gene Ontology annotation, biological process: positive regulation of transcription by RNA polymerase II. The coding region runs from base 1 to 1395 and encodes 464 amino acids.
AUGUCUUUUCCCGGCUUUCGUUUCAAGCAAGUGAGAAUUUGCUCGUCCUCAAACGCGAGCGCGAGCACGCAGCAGGAGCACGAACCCCUAGCGGGACCACGGCGGAACAAAAGCAAAUUGGGCUGUCGAGAAUGCAAGGCAAAGCGCGUCAAAUGUGACGAGGCCUAUCCGAUAUGCAAGCGGUGCCAGCGCCAAGGACUUGUCUGUUCGUCAGCCCCACGAUCAUCACAGUGGCAAGUUGAGACGCCGUGGCUCUCACUGCAACCUAGCACACUUGUUAAUCGAAGACUACUGCAAUAUUGGCUGGAGAAAGUCAGCCAGACAUUGGUCAUAGAUCCUGAAAAUAACCCAUUUCCAUUUCUAACUUUGGAAUACAUCACCCAAUCACCCGCACUCCUCCAUGCUAUCCAAUCGGUCAGUGCCAACCACGAGCAGUAUUACUCGGCCAUCGCCCCCAUCAUCGCCCUUGAGGAACAUGGCAAAGCCAUAGCCUGCCUUCGAAGAGAGAUAAACCGAAGUCAACACGCGCCUACAGCACACUUCUUGACUAUUUUGUUACUGGCUCUGGCGCAAGGUGCUGAUUCUGACAUGACAGAUUAUGGCAAGCAGCAUUUAUUUGGUGCCCGUGCCUUAAUAAAGAGUAUGCUCCAGGACACAUCUAUGUCGACGACUAAUUACCAUGCUUUCAGGCUCUGCUUGGGGAUGUAUCUCUACUGGGACGCAUGCAGUUCGUUCCUGGUAGAUCCGUGUGAGCCAGACGGACUCAAUUUAUUGAAUAUGUCCGAUACAGUGCAUAGGAUAGGAGACUGGCACCAUCCAAUGUAUGGAACAUGUAGCAAACUACUGUUUAUGAUAGGAAAUGUCGGACGGUACUGCCGACAUAUCCUUGACUCGCCACAAAACCGCGAUCUCUUGCAAGAAGCCAUCUUGGAGGGCCAACUGACUACCUGGAAGGCAAGCCCCCCAAAUCCCGGGCUGGGCCACUUAUAUGAAGCAUUCCGCAAGCACGGGCUCAUCUUCCUUUAUCGAGCCCGUGCGCAUGCAAAAAGUAGUUGUCUCGCGGAUCCAGGCCCGUCUGAAACGCAAGAAUAUUUGAUUCAACAAUACGCCGAAGAAACAGUCCGCCAUCUGAUGCAAAUUCCUGCAACCUCAAACUACCUUAAUUUCCAAGCUCUCCCUCUUGUCACAGCUGGCUCCGAAUUGUCGGGAUCAAAUCACUUUCUGCGCGAUCAAGUGCGUCACAGGCUUCGAGCCAUCUAUUCAUUGAAUCGCCUUCCUACAAAUUUACUGGCCCUUCAAGGUCUUGAAGAAAUAUGGGAUGGCCGAGACAGCGGGAACCAAUCGUUCUGGCUACUGCACAUGCUUCAGAACGACCGGCGGUUACUUCUAGGAUGA